Molecule: messenger RNA, 2442 nt
Organism: Rhipicephalus sanguineus (brown dog tick)
Lineage: Eukaryota; Metazoa; Arthropoda; Arachnida; Ixodida; Ixodidae
Exons: 2
Coding region: 1-2442 (813 amino acids)
Molecular function (GO): nucleic acid binding; zinc ion binding
Source: RefSeq, a predicted model, not a curated record
AUGCCUACCGAGCAGUCCAGCCCGAAGUGGGUGGGCGUCAACCUUCAGACGCCGGAGCCGUUCGACUUUGGCAACGCGGGGACCUGGCCGACGUGGAAAAGUCGCUUCGAGGACUACGCAGCCAUCUCGGGUCUCAAAAAUGCACCGGAGGAAACACAGGUGCGCUCGCUCUUAUAUUGCAUGGGCCCCGAAGCGCGUCCGCUCCUCGACACAUUUUCGCUCGAUGCGGCGUCCCUCACUUCGUACGAGACCGUGGUAGACCGUUUCACUGAGCAUUUCGUGCAUCCAAGCAACGAACUAUACGAGUCGUCCCGUUUUCACAGACGCGUACAGCAGCCAGGCGAGAGCGUUGACGGAUACUAUGCCGAGUUAUGCAGGAUGGUGAAACGCUGCGCCUAUCCUUCAGUGCAAGUUGAAGAAAGGCUAGUACGUGACAGAUUCGUCGUCGGCUUGCGCGACUCCCGUCUUUCAGACCAGCUCUGCCGAAACGCUAAACUCACUCUCAAAGAGGCUUGGACGCAAGCACGCCAGGCGGAAGACGCGGAAAAAGAAAAGCGGCAGUCGCAAGCUGGAGCAAGUUAUAGUCCCAACGCUUUGCAACUGGACGCUACAAAGAUGCAGAAGGCCGCUCGACAUCACCGGAACGCGAAGCCUUCUUUCGAGCAUCAGAACGCAGACACGCCCACCUGCGGAUUCUGUGGCCGCGCGGCUCAUCCUCGAGCGCAAUGCCCGGCACGCAGCUCGCUUUGCAACUUUUGCAAAAAGAAGGGGCACUUCGCGGAAGUUUGUCGCUCGCGGAAAUCGAAACAAAAAGUCGGCUCUAUUCACCUGAGCACCGUCGGGGCGGGGGCCAAGUCUUUAUUAGUGGACGUCACCGUGGACGAGUACACGAUGCAAUUUAAAGUUGACUCUGGCGCCGAAGUCUCUGCUAUACCCGAAGACUUCCCCAAGCUUCUAGCCAAGCUGGACAAGGUUGACACGGUACUUACCGGUCCCGGAGGUCAACCAUUGCGGGUACUCGGUUCAUAUACAGCCCAACUUCGUUGGCGCGGGAAGACGUCCUUGCAGCGACUCUUUGUCAUUGAAUCGCUCUCUGUCCCUCUUCUGGGACUUCCGGCUAUACAAGCCCUCGAUGUUGUGAAAUUCCUUGGCGGCGUGCAGGCCCCUGAGGCAUCACUUCAAGCUGACUUGUUCCGCGGACUUGGCACUCUCAAGGAGGAAUAUCGAAUCCGCUUGAAGCCUGGUGCUACACCAUUCUCCCUCAGCGUGCCUCGUCGCAUUCCCAUUCCGCUACACGAAACCGUGAGGCGCGAGCUCAACAAGCUCGAAAGUGACGGAGUGAUUCGCCGCGUCGACAAUCCAACGCCGUGGUGUUCUGGACUUGUAGUGGUUCCUAAAGCGUCAGGAGAUUACCGCCUUUGUGUUGACUUAACCCGGCUGAAUGAAGUCGUACUUCGAGAAAGCCACAUCCUCCCAACGGUCGAACAAGUCCUCGGGCUUAUCGGAGACGCAACGGUGUUCUCCAAGCUGGACGCCACAGCGAGUUUCCACCAAGUGAAACUGACUACGGACUCUCAAGAGCUCACGACCUUUAUAACCCCUUUUGGCCGGUACUGCUUCUGCCGCCUUCCAUUUGGUAUAACCUCAGCGCCCGAGUAUUUUCAGAAGCAGAUGGCCAGAAUUCUUGAAGGACAGGAAGGGGUAGCCAAUAUGAUCGAUGAUAUACUCGUUUUCGGACGCACUAGAGAGGAACAUGAGGUCCGACUGAACCAGGUUCUGUCCCGUCUUGCUGAGGCUGGGGUCACGCUGAACAAGAACAAAUGCUUAUUCGGUGUUUCGGAAGUGCCGUUCCUUGGAGUAAUCGUGUCCGCUCAAGGCAUCAAGCCGGACCCAGCCAAGGUAGCAGCCAUCAAGACUAUGGAAGCUCCAAAAGAUGUUGCAGGCGUCAGGCGUCUUCUUGGGAUGAUCAAUCAUCUAGCUAGGUUCUUGCCACACAUCUCGGAAAUAACCGCUCCAAUCAGAGCCCUCCUCAACAAGUCUUCAAGUUGGACUUGGGAGCACGAACAAGAGGCCGCAUUUGUCAGGGUGAAGGAGAUACUGGCAUCCGAUAGGUGUAUGGCCAAGUACCAUCCGUCGUAUGCCACCACUGUCUCAGCUGAUGCUAGUUCGUUUGGACUUGGGGCAGUCCUGCUGCAGAUGCAGCCAUCAGCAUUAUCGUUGCCACCACAAGCUUCAUCAGAAACAACCGAGCCACAGCCGCAAGUAGCUCAGCCAUCACAAGGUCCUCCAAGUACCACGGUAACGACGAGCGACUCGGGACGGGCUGGUAAUCGUGUUGGUGGUGCUGGUGGUGAUAGUGAUGGUGGUGUUGGUGGUCGCGAUGGUGUUGUGUACACGCGUAGUGGCCGACGCGUGGUCCCACCGGACCGUCUGAACUUAUGA